AUGCAGAGUGACGAAGUCAUCUGGUCGGUGAUAAACCAACAGUUCUGUUCAUACAAAGUCAAGACUGCAACACAAAACUUUUGCAGAAACGAGUACAAUGUCACGGGUUUCUGUAAUCGACAGUCGUGUCCUCUUGCUAACUCGAGAUAUGCUACUGUGCGCGAGAAAGAGGGUAUCUUAUACUUGUAUGUUAAGACCAUCGAACGAGCACACAGUCCAAAACAUAUGUGGGAGAAGAUAAAGCUUUCAAAUAAUUACUCAGCGGCACUGCAACAGAUUGACAAAGAGCUAAUCUACUGGCCGAAUUUCUUAAUACACAAAUGCAAGCAACGAGUCACCAAAAUCACCCAAUACCUCAUCAAAAUGCGACGUAUGAAGUUACGGCAGCAGACGAAACUUGUGGGUGUGAAGAAGAAACUCGAACGCCGCGAAACAACACGCGAACGUAAAGCCCUCUCCGCCGCCCACCUCGAAAAAUCAAUCGAAAAAGAGCUUAUCGAGAGAUUAAAAUCAAAAGCAUACGGAGAUGCACCACUUAAUGUGAAUGAAGAAGUCUGGCAAGCCGUUCUUGACCAAUCUCGAGGGAAGGCGGAUAUGGAAGCGGCUGUGGAAGGGCUGGAAGACAUGGAGGAUGACGAGACGGAGGAAGAGGAUGAAGAGGAAUUGGAAGAAGAGAUGGAAGAGGAGGAGGGGGAGUGGGGCGAGAGGGAGUUUGUGAGUGAUUUGAGUGGAGAUGAGAGUGAGGAGGAUGGGUUGAGCGAUUUGGAGGAUUUGGAAGACGUAUCAGAGGAUGAGGACAAUGAGAUUGGUUCCGACGACGAGACUUCUGGUCCAAGCGCAAAGGGGAAACGAAAAGCACCGCCCAAGGUACCGAAAGUUUCAAAGAGACCAGGGAAGAAACCCAAACGCGGACCGCGUGUGGAAGUCGAAUACGAACAGGAAUUCGUGCCAGCCGCAAGAGAGACCAUCGCUCAUUAA
Molecule: messenger RNA, 978 nt
Organism: Fomitiporia mediterranea MF3/22
Lineage: Eukaryota; Fungi; Basidiomycota; Agaricomycetes; Hymenochaetales; Hymenochaetaceae
Product: Mak16 protein
Exons: 6
Coding region: 1-978 (325 amino acids)
Biological process (GO): maturation of LSU-rRNA; maturation of 5.8S rRNA
Cellular component (GO): preribosome, large subunit precursor; nucleolus
Source: RefSeq, a predicted model, not a curated record